GCAUGUGCUCGGCUUAUUCCGUCUUUCAGGUUGGGGAUGUGCUCGAAUCCUAAGAUUUGGCUCACUUUGCUGAACAUUCGGCUGACAGAUGCCACGUGGAUUUUGUUUUGACUCUAGCCGCAGUCAACACAGAGGAAAUGAAGAUACUGGUUUGACGCGGCGAGGGCCCUGCCGCCGUGAUAAAUGCAACGAAUUCACCUAUUUUCAGCAGUAAUUUCCAGACUUCACGUUGCUUACGAAUUCCUUUGCACUGGAAAGCAAAAUAGUAUGAAAUGGAAAAGCUCUCGACUAAACUAAAAAUAAAUCUGAUUUAAAAUAUAUUUGCCAAGAGACAAUAUUAUGGAAAUGAUCAACUUUUAACCUCUUUUGUACGUACUUCAAUAUCUUUAGGCAAGUUAAUUAGAACUGCGCAUUGUUCUUUUAUGGCGCUAGGAUGAGGGGGUGUCUCAAUGGUUCUGCGAUUUUGUACAAACCAGCUGACUCAAACGAUGCGAAAUCCUUCCAGUUUUUAGCUAGAGUGACUUUAUUUAUGUUGACUUACAGAAAGUGACAGUUCAUCAGCUCCCACCCUCAGUCGGGGAAGUCUGAAACCUGAGGGUAUAAUUCUGCCAAAUGGUUCCUAGCACAUGGACUAAAGAAGAGUCAACGCAAAACAAAACAGAAGUUUGUUUCUAUUGAAAAGUUAACUUAAUAUCACUUAUGUCUGUCUGGCCUUAAUAUGAAAAAUUGACUCACAGGGCUGGCCAGUUUGGAGUUGGUCGCUUGGGAUGUUAUCAAAUUGCUUUAGCGGAGUACUGGCCAGAGUGUGAAGACGUCUGAGAGAAUAGUUUAUCUUCCGUUUUCAAGAAAACAACACCAGCCAUAUCCUUAAGAGUACUGCGAAGGAAGUCUAUUGGACCAAGAUUCCAAAUGCAAAUGGAUGGAAGUGCCAAGGCCCAAUCUUCUCUCAAAGAUGCUUAUACCAAUUGCACAGCCGAAAAGUUUUCACCAUGUACAAUACCUCAGCCCCUUCAUUUAUUGCAUUAUCAAAAGCAGUUGUUUCUUCAAAGUGACUUGCCUGCAUCAGAAGCCACUCAUAGGCUUCUCUUGCCUGAGGAUCAUCUUCUAGAGAAAAGGAGGAGAGUGUUUUCUAGCCCAGAGGUAGCAGGAAAAUUUGCACUUCACCUGCUUUGUUUUGCAGUUUUUGCUGUAGCUGUACUGGGUUUGCUUCACUGGGAUGACAAUUUGCAGUUAUUCCAAGGAAACAGUUCCAAAGAUGAUGAUCAGAGAACUCAAGGCUCUCCUUGGAAGUUGUGUGUGUCCUGUGAUGUCACAACCGAGUCAUCUGACAUUUAUCCACUUUACAGACGAUUUGCACGGAGCACAAAACAAAGGAAAGACAAACAGGAAAAAGUCUUGCUGGCUGUCUACCAGAGAAUGACAGAAGUAAAAGAAAUAUUACUGCCUUGUGAAUCGCUUGUUAAAGUAACCAAUUAUGUUCUGAGGGAAGCUUUGGGGAACACUUUGAAUUUCUUUCCACUUCCAACCUGUGAUCAGAGGCUGAAUAACCAGAUUACCAAAAUUAAUCCACUCAAUCUCAUUAGGAUUAAGAUAAAGCCACAGUUGCUUUACCAAGUCUUACUCUUCCUGAAAGAGCUGGAUUUGCUGAUGGAUGGUCAUCAAGCAACAUCAUUCUUUAUUGUGAAGAAGUUAAUGAUUAAUAAGCAAGAAAUGAUAUUGGGAAAGACAAGUAAGAACAAUAAUGAACAUGUCUUAAAAUGGCUGAAAAGGAACAGGACCCACAGAAAGUCCUUUAUACCAGUGGAUUGCCCAGAUAAAGCCCCGUAUUUAUUACCCUGGAAUCCUGGACAUCAUGAAUAUAAGAAGGUUAAGAUUGGAAGGGGAAUGUUCCUAAAACUGGAGUCUUCUGCUUCGCUACAUUCCAUUACUGUAGAGAAUGGGGGUAAACUCGUGUUUAAGGAUGCGCUGAAAUCUCCCAUCACUCUGAAAGUCCGCUAUAUUCUGAUAAGGAAUGGAGGAGAGCUGCAUAUCGGAUCGGACAGAUGUCCCUAUAACUCCACCGCCACCAUCACUCUCUACGGAAAGUCGACAGAUGCAUUAAACGUGGGGCAUUUUGGUCAGAAGUUCAUUGGUGUGGAUAAAGGGGGCGUUUUGGAGUUACAUGGAAGAAAAAGCUUGUCUUGGACAGCUUUAGCCCGAACCCUCUACCCCAGCGGUUUGCAGUCUGGAGUUUACCGCUUCGACAAGUACUGGGGCAACAGGGGCAUUAACAUCAGGGUGGUGGACCAAGGCACGGCUAAGGUGCUGGCAGCCCACCGUUUCGACACUCAUCUCUGGGGUAAUGAGAGCAGGCGGCUGCAGGAGUUCCUGCGUCGCCAACCGAGAGGGCGAGUUGUGGCGAUCGCGGUCGGGGAUUCGGCCUCCAGGAGAUUAACGCUGUCCGCCAGAAAUGACAUAACCGAACUAUUGGGGAGCAAAGAGGCGAGGUAUCUGGGCUUCAGACAACCAUGGGCUGCUGUUGGAGUUAUUGGUGAAUCAUCAGCUGUGGAAGAUAUACAACUAUAUCAACCUAAUGGGUCAACUGAUAUGGCUGUAGCUAGAAGAGCAUUUCAGACAUAUGAUGGGAUCCAUUUCACAGUUACUGCCUUCAGUGAGUGGGUGAGAGGUAUACCUCACUGUGGUUUUCGUGUGGAUGUGUCAAAUGGUGUUAUUGCUAAUUUAAUGGAUGAUGUCUCAAGUUGGUUGCCUGGUGAUCAAAUAGUCAUUGCAAGCACUGAUUACUCUAUGGAUCAGGCAGAAGAAUUUAAUCUCCUUCCCUGUCCUGAGUGCAAUAUUUAUCAGGUUAAAAUUGAUAAACCGCGUUAUCUUCACAUGGGUGAAGUUACAGAUGGAAUAGAUAUGAGAGCAGAAGUUGGACUUUUAAGUAGAAACAUCCUUAUUAAAGGAGAAGUGGAGGACUCCUGUUACGGACAAAACUUCUGCCACUUUUUCAGCUAUGAUACAUUUGGUGGGCAGAUAAAGAUCCUAAGAAACUUCGCCUCAGUUCACUUGUCUGGCAUAGAGUUGACUCACAUGGGCCAGCAGAUACUUGGGAGUUACCCAAUACAUUUCCACCUAGCCGGAGACGUGGAUCAAGAAGGUGGAUAUGAUCCACCAACCUAUGUGGACAACGUAGCCAUUCAUCACUGUUUCUCUAGAUGUGUUGUUAUACAUGCAACAAAUGGUUUGCUGGUCAAAGAUACAAUAGGGUAUGACACAUUAGGUCAUUGUUUCUUCCUGGAGGAUGGUGUGGAACAGAGGAACAUACUAUAUCACAAUCUGGGUCUCCGUACCAAGCCAGGCACUAUCCUCCCUUCUGAUCGCAAUGAAAUUAUGUGUGUUUCAAUCCGUAAUCAAGUGUGUGGAAAUUAUGUUCCUGUACCAAAUACUGACUGCAUGGGUGUUACAACUUUCUGGAUCUCCAAUCCAAACAACCACCUCAUCAACAAUGCAGCAGCUGGUGCUCAGGACGUGGGGAUAUGGUAUAUUUUCCAUCGUGCCCCUACCGGAGAAUCGGUUGGCAAAUAUCCAGAGGGCCAAUCAGAAUUUACUCCUUUGGGAAUAUUUUAUAACAACAGAGUACAUUCCAACUUCAAGGCUGGUCUCUUUAUUGACAAUGGUGUGAAGACUACCAAGUGCAAUGACAAAGAUCCCCGGGAAAUUCUUGCCAUAGACUUUGCCAGGUUUCGCCCACAUCAGAAUGCUGACCCAAGACAGCCACGUGUUCCUGCUGUUAUUGAUGGUCUUAUAGCCUUUAAAAACAAUGACCACGGAGCAUGGGCUAGAGGGGGAGACAUUAUAUUCCGCAACUCUGGGUUCGCUGACAAUGGGAUAGGUCUGACUCUAGCAAGUGAUGGAACGUUUCCAACUGAUGAAGGAUCAAGCCUAGAAGUGACAAGAUCAGUCUUUGUUGGUGAAAGCGUUAAUGUGGGUUACAAUGGCGGGCAAAACAGAUACUGGGGAAAGGGUGCACAUGGAGAGUACAGAACACUGCCAAGAAACGGAACAUUUCCCAUCCGUGGAUUCCAGAUCUAUGAUGGUCCGGUCCGGCUGACACAGUGCACAUUUAAGAAAUACUUAUCUGUCCAUGACAGGUACUGUAGUGCACUUGGAUUCUUUAUGAGGAACCCCUGGCAAAUCAGUCCCCAAAAUAAUGUAUCUCAAGUCAAGUUGGAGAGUAGUGUUAAUCUUGAAGUAUUUUUUGGCAAACCAGGACAGUGGUUUGGAACCAACAGCCUCGAUGGCGACAGGACUUCUAUUUUCCAUGAUUUGGAUGGUUCAGUGACUGGAUUUCCCGAUACAUUUGUAGCAAGGGCUGACAACUACUUGGUCCGCCAUCCAAGCUGCCUUAGUGUACCAAGGUGGAAUGGUGUCAUUUGCACUGGCAAGUAUGCCCAGCUUUAUGUUCAAGCCUGGCAUCCAGAGAAUCCAUCUCUCUUGAUUAUGAAGGAUUUGUAUCCAAACCACCCACUGAAGCUUCAGGGUGUGAAUCGUAGGGCACCCUAUCAGCAGUACCAGCCGGUCGUCAUGCUUGAACAAGCCUACACAUUAUUGUGGAAUGGUAGUACACCUGAGCAGAUUGUCCUCUACCCAAUUAACUUUAACAGGGGGGACUGGAUACAAGUUGGCCUUUGUUAUCCCAGAGGAACAAUUUUUAAAGUUAUGUCAGAUAUAAACCAACGAGCGAAUGGAAGAUUACACAGUGUGAAACGAUAUAAAGCGGCGUCAUCCUUAAGCAUUCUUCAAAGUUACCCAAGCAAGAGCCUGUAUUUUUUUGACAUCAAUUCUGGGAUUCUUUAUAUUAUCCUCCAAGCAAAACAUGUACGGAAAGGUCAUAGUUACUGCUCCAAAUAUGGGUGUGAGCGAGUGAGGAUCUUGGCACACAUCAACUCCUGGGAAACCAGCUCCUGCUUGCAAAUGGGUUUUUCAAAGAAAGACACAAGUGAUCUAGGCCACCUCUUGCCUCUCACUGAGCGAGUAGCUGCUGCCUGCAGCCAGUGUGGUGCUCCACAGGUUGCUAUCACCAGUGAUCCACACAGAACCUACAUCAGAGUCCAGAUACAAUCACAGAGCAGAAAAGACAUACAAAAUGGCCGUAAAUUUGCUUUCAUUAAGGUAAAUGAUGAUAUUUUCCUCUUUGAGAAGCCGGGGCUUUUCUUUGUCACAGUUGAUGCAUGUUCUGGAGCAAUAGUGAGCAGACAACAUUUUGACACAGUCCAGGCACUAUCAGCAGCUGACUCCAUUGCUAAUUACAUCCAUCAAACUAUUCCAGAAAGGUCAAUUAUUCUUGUUUGUUCAAGAGAUGAUUCUGGCUGGUCACUAUUCCAAGUGUCUUCAGCUUUCCUCAGACUAGGUGCUGCAAAGCCUAUCAAUUUUUUCAUGGAAGGAAGUUUUGCUAUGUUAGGAUUCAAGGGCCAGCUGAACCCAGCAUGGAUUAAAAUUAUAAGCCAGAGUGUUGGGCAGCUGGCUGCCUCACUGGAGCAGUAUGUUCCAUUGAACCUCCAUGGAUACGCCUGUCCUGGAAAAGUGAAGGAAAAUCGGAGAGAUUUAAAGUUGUUUCAAGACUUAAUAUCCCUAAUCUAAUUUAUAAGUAAUGGGAAGGAAGGGAGAAAAUUGUUGAAAUGUUGACAAUUUAAUUUUUGUAUCAUUUCUAUAAAUAAAUAUUAUGUACAUGAGCAGUGAGUAAAUGGUUUUACAUAAAGGUAAAUUAACUUGAUGUAAUAAAAUUUGUGAGACAAAGGGUAUACAUUUUUUGUUAUUAAUUUCUUGCAUCUACAGCUGGAACGUGACUUGUCAUUCUAAAGAACUGAAUAGUUUUCAUUAAUUGGACAAACAAUACAAUUGCAUUAUAUACAAGCAAAAUGAGAAGUAUUCAUGUGUUUGUUCAUCCUUGGUGGACAAAAUGUGCUUCCUAGUUUACAGAUUAGUGUUACAGAUUAAUGAUUAGUGUUACACAUUUUCACCCCAAGUGUUUUAGAAUAAAUCUUGAAUUGUUUGUGAGAAUGCCAGGUAUUGUGAGAAGUAGAACUGUUUAUAUAUCUUAACUUUUAAAUGGUACCUCAGCACCUGGUGGUUUAUUAUGCUGAAAUCCUGCUGGCAUUCAUGAUAUCUGAUGUAUAAUGAAUGAGUUUGCAUGCAGCUGCUUUAGUGUAAAGAUCUGUUUAGAUUUGCAUUAACCAUGGUUCAAUUAGACAAAACUUCUUAAAAUAGAGCACCUAUAGGGUUUAAGUUGUCAUAAACUACAGUGAUGAGGUAUAAAGAUUGGGUGUAGUAUAUGAAAUUAUAAUGCAAAACCAAUAUAACCCUGGUAUAUACCACAUUGCAUGAAUGUUACCAUGAUUUUUUGUAUAUGAAAAUUUUGAUUCUUUCACUCACCUUUCUGAUUUGUGUCCUUGGGAGCUAUAUGUUAUAAAGUUUCAAUUAAAGCUGUGCAUUGAACGCAGGCAACUGUUUAAACCUGAAAGAUAUUUAUAUCAAUGAUAUAAAUCAAGUUUUGAAUGAAACUUGUAACUUGCCUCAAUUUACUAAUUAUACAUCAAUUUUAAUUACACAAAACAAUCUUGGUUAGUAAUUUUUUUCACCACUUAAUUUUACUUCAGCACCUCAUGGAGUCAUAGAGAGAUACCACAUGGAAACAGGUUCUUUCAUCAACCACUAACAACCCAUUUGGAUUAAUUCUGCAUUAAUCCCAUUUAUUAUUUUCCCCACUUUCUCAUCAACUCCCCCUAUUUCUACCACUUAUCAAUACACUAGUGAUAAUUUACAAUGGUCAAUUAAUAUUUGAACAAAUGGAUCAUAGGGACCUGAAUGAAAUUUCUGCUUUUAAUGAUUCAAAUGUAAAUUGAAUUAAAAAAUUUAUAUUUUGGAAGGAAGUUUUCCCCAAGUUUCUGCUUAAAAGUUUAAGUAUGGUGCUAAAUGCAAAACCUGCAAUAAGCCAAAGCAACUAGGCCACACUUCAGAAAGUGUUCUUUUCAUAGUUUCAUUUUAGAAAUAUUUGCUGAUGUAUUUCAGAGUAGUAACUGAACACAGUUGAAAACAAGCUAGUAUCAAUUUUCAUCAAUGUAGCCUACCACACAUGAACAACUUAAUAUUAUGCAAAUGACAAAUAUUUUGUACUAUGCACAGCCAAUAUCUUAUUUCUUUUAUAAGUUAAUGUAUUUAAAAACUUGUCUAUUAAUGUCAAUAAAUGGUUAGCAUUUAAAAUUGAGAUAAGGGAGGAUAAGGUUGUGGAUGGACUAGAGAAGCAGGCAUUGCUCUUUAGGACAGAUGAGCUUGUGAGAAGACCUGAAAGAACCAGGUGUAAAGUCUGUAGAUGAACUGUCCCUAUCAAGAGAUCAAGAACAAAGGGCUAUAAAAUCAAAGUGAAUGGCAGGGAGCCUGAAGUAACAAAAGGGAAAAUAUUUUUAUGUAGCAAGUACUUAGAGUCUGGAAGAGUAGAAAUGUCCGCCCCUAAUUAUAAAUUGUGAAUAAAAACUCACAGACCUGUAACAUGAAUUCUGUUCCUAUCUUUGCAGAUGCAGCCUGGCCUGCUAAGUAUUUUCAGCAUUUUAUUUAAUUUCAAAUUUCCAGCAUCUGCCCUUUUUUCUUAUUUCUUUUCCUGGAAUGAAAACUCAGUGUGCUCACAUCAACAAUAUCCUGUACAGGCCUGGGCUCCAAACCCAGGGAAGGGAAGUGAGUACAGCAGAAAUUUACCUGACUUGAUUUGGUGGAUUUAUUGUGUGAGAAAAGAUUAAUCAGACUGUCCCAAACUUCCUCAAGUUUACAAGAAUGAGAGGGAGAGAGUCCUGCAGCACAAGAACAGUCAUCUUGCCCCACCAUGUUCAUGCCCAUUAUCAAGGACUUGUCUGCUAGAUAGUCUAAUUGAAGCAUACACAAUUGUUAUGGUUAGAUUGAGGGCAUUAUUUUCCUUCACUGUGGUGUUAGUUUCAAACUAAGGAGUCGGAACAGUCAGAUGUGAAAAAAUGUGGAAAGCAAAUUAAAUCGCAGUUGCUGGAAUUUGAAACAAAAUGUUCUGAACGUUGUGAGGGAGAAUCCCUAACAUGAAACAUUAACAAGUUCAUCUUUCCACAUUUGCAGCUUGACUGGAUGAAUUUCUUCCCCCAGAGGGUAGUGAAUUUUCUAAUCAAAAGGGCUUCAAACCUCUGUCACUGAGUAUGUAUAAGACCAGUAGUUGUUUGAAUGUUGAUGGCGGUAUCAAGGAAUACGGGGUUAAGGCAAGAAUGUUCAGAUAAAGUAAAAGAUUGCUUUGAUCUUAUUGAAUGUUGAAGCAAAGAUGAAAUGGCCUAAACAUGUUAUUUCUUGUGUUCUUAUCAAAUUCACUGCCCUGAUUAUUCACGAAAGCAAAUUCAUUUGUGGAAUUCAAAAGGGAGUGAAAGAACCAGAUAGAGACUGCAGUCAGUAAGGCAAAUAUCCACCUUGCUGUAAUUGUGAUUUUGAGAAUCUGGUUCUUAUUGCAAGCUUGGGAGGGGUUGUCAAAUCUGUCCCAACCUCAGUAACUGGCUGCCACGUGGAGUUCACAGAUGGCACCCGUCCUCACUGAACUCUGUGCCAGCUGGAGCUGGUGCAGGAUCUGAGAACACAUGGUUUUUCAAUAGGGAUUUUAGGCCUGCAGGUCAGAAGGCGAAGGGGAAAUUAAAAUUAUUAAUAAUUUUGCUGAAAUAAUUCAAAACACUAAAUUGUAAAAGAUGUGUUUAUAUUAUUCAAUAGUUUUUAUACUUCAUUUUUAAUAGUUUUUAAAUGUCUCUGUCGGAAAUUUAUAAAUGUAAUUGACAGCUUUGCCAAGAGAUAAAGCUUUUCCUUCUGCGAAAACACAUCAUGCCGGUGGGAAGAGCCAAUAAGAAAGGCUUUCCAUAACUGGCCUAAAUAAGUUUGUCAGUAAUUCUGGGUGAUGGAUCUAGAUCUGACUGCAAUUGCUUACAAAUGUUGCUUUUAAAAACCACUGCAAAAGAAUUGUAAAAACUUCAGUUGCACUAUACCUAACCUGACAUAAUUUUGCUGCCUUUUGAACUGGGUUCAGCUGAUUUUGAGCAAAUUUAUUGUGGUAAAUAUCAACUCUAUUAAGAGACACCAGGUCUGUGAAUAAGUACAAAUUAAUAAAUGUUUUGCUGCAUUGUGUUCAACUCAAUGAGAUGUAAUGCUUCACAUUCAAUGUAUAGAGCUGCAUAUAGAACUCAGUGUUGCUGUUAGUUUGCAUAUAUGUUGAGUUGAUGAUUCUGAUGGAACUGCCAUUGUUGUUUUGAGGGUGUUGCUUAAAGCAGCAGUUUACAAGCCUAAUUUAUAAAAUAAAAAUAAACCAACAUAGAUUUCAUUUGUUUUGGCUGAGAAACAAACCAAAACAUCAGAGCUUUUUUUUCAAAUUAUUGAACGGUACUUUGAUCUUUGCUGUGUACCACGGUAUCAGUCUUCUAUCUUUAAACCAUAAGAUAUAGGAGCAGAAGUAGGCCAUUCGGCCCAUUGAGUCUACUCCACCAUUCAAUCAUGGGCCAAUCCAAUUCUUCCAGUUAUCCCCACUCCCCUGCCUUCUCCCCAUACCCUUGAUGCCCUUUAAUAGUGUCCUGUAGAGCACUACAUCCCAGUCCAUCCUCAGGAUAAAGAAAAUUGGUUAUUGCCUAUUCUGGAGAUUAAUUUCUUAAUUACUGAAUAUACAGGAAUGAAUGAAGGUCUUAAUUGAAUAAAAUGUAUGGUAUUGACAAUUUACUUAUAAAUAUCUUGGAACUGCAAGGAGGCCAGUGAUUUUAAAAGAGGUGGAUUUUACUAAAACAGCAAGCUGAGACAUUACUAAUGUGUAUUCAACCUUGGAAUGUUUGUUGCUGUUAACAUGCAUCUAAAGGAGUGACGUGUGAAAUUUCUCUGGAUCCCUCACGUGUGGCCUUCAUUUGGAGAUAAGGAUUUAAUUUUGUCUGCCAUUGCGUACAAUAUGUACUGCUGCUGGGCUGCCUUUCCCUAAUAGAAUUAAGAAUCACUCUUUGCAGCUCUUUUCUAAGUUUUUAGAAUUAUAGAUGAGCAUCUCUAGCAUUCAAAACAACUAAAAUAGGCAGUGAAAUCAUGUUCUACUUUUAAACCAACUAUUUUUAAUU
Messenger RNA from Hypanus sabinus (Atlantic stingray), 10115 nucleotides. Its product is annotated as cell surface hyaluronidase-like. The record is from RefSeq and is a predicted model, not a curated record. NCBI's taxonomy places the organism in Eukaryota, Metazoa, Chordata, Chondrichthyes, Myliobatiformes, Dasyatidae. The transcript is spliced from 26 exons. Bases 910 to 5622 code for a protein of 1570 amino acids.